Rosa rugosa (rugosa rose) is the source of this 2459-nucleotide messenger RNA. Its product is annotated as pollen receptor-like kinase 4. NCBI's taxonomy places the organism in Eukaryota, Viridiplantae, Streptophyta, Magnoliopsida, Rosales, Rosaceae. Bases 249 to 2279 code for a protein of 676 amino acids. Gene Ontology annotation, molecular function: protein binding; protein kinase activity; ATP binding. Gene Ontology annotation, biological process: protein phosphorylation. The record is from RefSeq and is a predicted model, not a curated record. The transcript is spliced from 3 exons.
CAACUUCAUGCACACUAAGACCUUGUCAAUUUCAUGGACCAUGGUUUUCUAAUUUCUUCAACAUCAUCUCAGCACCUCUUCCCUCUUCCUCUUCUUUGGUGUUGGCCCUUCACGCCCACCACCCAACCCUCCUCUUCAAUCCGUCAAUCCCACCAUCGUACGUGAUCAAAAAAUUAAAAGGCAACAUAAUCAUCAGUUCAUGCAAUUGAGGGUAUAAUACUGAUAGGUGCAAAACAACAUUGCAUGUUAUGGGCGCGCAUAUGGCUAUGGCUAGGCUUAUGCGCGCACCAAACCCAUCAUUCCUGCUCGCUCUCAUUGUAGCUACGCUUUCUUUUAUGAAUAUGUUGUCUUUUGGUUUGCCGGACACCACGUCCGACGCCCUGUUAAAAUUCAAGAGUUCUUUGGGGAACAGUUCCGAAGCUCUUAGGAAUUGGGGUAGUUCUCCGAACCCAUGCAAUGGUAACAGGGGGAAUUGGGUUGGUGUGCUUUGCUUUCAAGGGAAUGUUAGGGGCUUGAAACUCGAAGGCAUGGGGUUACAGGGAACGUUAGAUGUGGAACCUCUCGCGUCGUUGCCAUAUUUGAAGACUUUAAGCUUCACGAACAAUUCAUUCAUAGGUCCGUUGCCUAAUCUCACUAGACUAAAGAGAUUAGGGUCGUUAUAUUUGUCAGAUAAUCAUUUGUCGGGGGAUAUUCCUGAUGAUGCAUUUGAGAAUUUGACUUUCUUGAAGAAACUGUAUUUGGGAAAUAAUGAGUUCUCAGGCAAAAUCCCUUCAUCUCUCGCCAAAUUGCCAAACCUUUUCGACGUGGGGCUUGAGAAUAACUAUUUUAGUGGCGAAAUCCCUGAUUUUAAUAGUGGGGACUCAGAGAAAUUAUGGAGGUUGUAUUUGGCUAACAAUGAGUUGGAGGGAGAAAUCCCAAAAAGCCUGAGAACGCAGGAGCCUAGCAGUUUUGCAGGAAAUGAAAACCUAUGUGGUCCGCCUAUAGAAGCAUGUAGCCCCUCUCCUGCUCCUGCUCCGUCUCCAUCGCCAUCUUCGCCUCCAUGUGGGGGAUCCGGGGAACCAUGCAGCCCUUCCGACCCUCCUACGAAGUCUUCAUCUCUUGGUCUAAAAAUAGCCUUGGGUAUAGUGAGUAUUCUGCUCCUAUUAGUUAUCAUUGCUGUACUUUUGAUGUUCCUCAGAAAGAGAAAGCAACAACCGGAAUUAGACCAGGCGGAGUUGUUGGAUGAAUCCUCCAAGUACACAGCAGCAACCGCGAGCCAGAUGGAUGCCAAGUCGGUAGAAAAUAAUAAUGUGAACAAUCCACCAAGGAGGGGUGAGCAAGCAGGAAAGCUGUCAUUUGUGAGGGAUGACAGGGACAGGUUUGAUUUGCAUGACCUGCUAAGAGCCUCAGCCGAAAUAUUGGGGAGUGGGAACUUUGGGGCUUCAUACAAGGCUUUGAUACUAACUGAUGCUGUAGUGGUCAAGAGGUAUAAGCAGAUGAACAAUGUGGGAAGAGAGGAGUUCCAUGACCACAUGAGAAGGCUUGGGAGAUUGACACACCAAAACUUGUUGCCAAUCGUGGCCUAUUAUUAUAGAAGGGAAGAGAAGCUCUUGGUUUCUGACUUUGUCGAGAACGGUAGCUUGGCUUCUCAUCUUCAUGGCAAUCACAAUCUGCAUAAGCCUGGACUUGACUGGCCAACCCGUUUGAGAAUAAUCAAAGGAAUAGGAAGGGGCCUGACAUACCUCUACAACACACUCCCAAGCUUGGUUGUACCUCAUGGUCAUCUGAAAUCCUCCAAUGUGCUUCUGGACGAAAACAUGGAGCCUCUACUGAACGACUAUGCUCUACUCCCCGUGAUCAACAUGGAACAAGCCCAACACCUCAUGAUGGCUUACAAGUCACCCGAAUACGCGCGGCACCACCGGAUAACAAAGAAGACCGACGUGUGGUGCUUCGGGAUAAUCAUGUUGGAGGUGUUGACAGGCAAGUUCCCAGAAAACUAUCUAAAGCAAAGUUAUGACAGUAAGGCGGAUUUGGCGAGCUGGGUGAACGGAAUGAUCAAGGAGAAGAAGACUAGUGAGGUGUUUGAUGGAGAAAUGGGGAAUGUCGGUGACAGCAAAGGUGAACUUCUAAAGCUGUUGAAGAUUGGAGUGAGUUGUUGUGAGGAGGAUGUGGAGAGAAGGCUGGACUUGCAUGAAGUUGUUGCAAAGAUUGAGGAGUUGAAUGAGGGAGAAAGUGAUGGGGAGUACCGCUCAAGUGUUUCAAGUGAAGAAGAUGAUUAUACUUCUCAGGCUGUGUGAUUGCGACAACUAUGGAGUUACCAUUCUAAAUAGCAUUCCAUGUACUGGCUGGUUGGGACUUAGGGAACUUAUCCAUGUGUAAAGUACUGUUAGCCUUCAUUCAUUCAUUCCCCUAAUUAAGAUGAAGAAUGUGCAGGAAGAUAUGGAAAGCAAUGAAGAAUGUUUAAUUUGUUUAUUUUU